Morchella importuna is the source of this 1440-nucleotide messenger RNA. RefSeq lists its product as uncharacterized. The transcript is spliced from 2 exons. The coding region runs from base 1 to 1440 and encodes 479 amino acids. Gene Ontology annotation, cellular component: peroxisomal membrane. The record is from RefSeq and is a predicted model, not a curated record. Gene Ontology annotation, biological process: peroxisome organization. Lineage: Eukaryota; Fungi; Ascomycota; Pezizomycetes; Pezizales; Morchellaceae.
AUGGACGACUCGCUCCUGGUCGAUUAUGACCCAAGUCUCCGUAACCGGAGAUACUCCAUGAGCGACUCCGAAAAUGACGCUGGCCGUGGCGCCCGCCGUCGCCGUGCCACAUCACCAUCACCCAGCCUUCGCGAUAUCGGGAAAACGUUGGCCGGAGCAGCCCACCAGGCACAUAAGCACCACCGACGCCACAAGUCACGAAGUUCAGACAGCGGGAGCACGCACAGCGAUACACAGGAAGGUGGCCACGGUGCUUCGGGGCUGCAGGAACGCAUAUUUGCGAAGCUCAUGCAGCAAAUGCUACCAAGCGACUACACGUGGGAGAGCUAUUCGGAUACACGGGAUAAGAGGAAGGAUAAGGAUAGGCCACAGUUUAGUUUGACGACCAUGAGCAGUAACUUCAGGAGAUUCAACGCAAGAAUCGGUGUGGUAUUUGUAUUCCAGCACCGUUUGAUACGGCUCAUCCAAUGGCGGGAGCCCUCCCACACUCUCGCCGCCCUUGCUGUCUACUCCUUCGUUUGCCUAGACCCCUACCUUCUCGCUGUGCUUCCGGUGGCCUGCGUCCUCCUCUUUAUCAUGGUCCCCAGCUUCAUAAUCCGUCACCCGCCACCACCGAGUCUGCACAUGGAGAACUACAACGCCCACGGGCCAGCCAUCGCGCCUCCUCCAGAGGUAAAGGCAGUUAGCGAGAUGAGCAAAGACUUCUUCCGCAAUCUUCGCGACCUUCAAAAUACCAUGGAUGACUUCUCUAUAGCCCAUGACAAGAUCAUAUCAUUGAUCGGUCCACCAACUAACUUUAGUGAUGAAGUCGUCUCAUCGGCAGUUUUCAUAACCCUACUACUGACCUCUAUACUUCUGUUCAUAUCAGCAUCUGCGCUUCCAUGGCGCUUCAUUUUCCUCAUCUCUGGAUGGAUUGGACUGGCGCUCUGCCACCCGACCCUCCAAGAGCUUCUUCUCGACCUCCAUGCAGCACAUCUACGCCCCCAGGAAGCGCGCGCAGCGGCAUCCGCGGAUUCUCUCAUCCACUCUGAUAUUGUCCUCGAUGCGAUCCCAGAGUCGCGGGAGGUUGAAGUAUUUGAACUGCAACGGCUCACUGGCUCCGGGGGCGAAUACGAGAGCUGGAUCUUUAGUCCGACCCCGUACGAGCCAAUGGAACCUAGCAGGAUCGCGGGUGAUCGACCAAAGGGGACAAGAUUUUUUGAGGAUGUGAGAUGUCCGCCAGGAUGGGAGUGGAUGGAGGGGAAGUGGACCCUGGAUUUGGGGAGUACAGUGUGGGUCAUGGAGAGGUACAUUGGCGGUGUGGAGAUUGAAGAGGAGGGUGAGAGAUGGGUGUAUGAUAGGGUUGGUGGAGAGCAGGGGGCCAGGGGUUUGUGGAGGAGAAGGAGGUGGGUGAGGAGAGUCAAGAGGAAGUACCAGUUGAGGCCGGGUGAGUUUUCAUGA